AUAAGGAUUAAAUGACACACUUUAAGACUGACUAAAUGACAUCCCACUUUGUCUUCAAGUCUUCAAGUAGCUUGAGACUGACUUGAAGUUCUCUGAUGUCUUUAGAAAGUUCUCUGAUGUCUUCACUUCUUUUAAAUGCAGAUUUCCCUGGUGUUGUCCGCGUGAUUCCUAAUAAAAUUCUUAGUCUUCACACAACAAGAAGUUGGGAUUUUUUGCGCCUAAAGCAAGAUAUAGUAACUGGUGUUCUUUCUAGGUCUCAAUCUGGAAGAAGCACCAUCAUUGGCAUCAUAGACAGUGGUAUUUGGCCCGAGUCUGAUAGCUUUAGAGAUGAUCACAUGGAUAAUCCUCCUCCUCGUUUGCGUGGUAUAUGUCAAGUAGGAGAAAGUUUUGAUGCCUCUCACUGUAAUAGGUUGAUUCAAAAUUUAUUUCUAGUUUAGUAUCCUUCUGUCAUAUCAGUAAGAAGUAAAAAAUAAGCCAGGCCAAAUGGAGUCUUAAUCCGGUUAUAGUAGAUGCAAACUCUUAAGCAUUACCCUUCCAUACAAUUGCAGGAAAAUCAUCGGUGCACGUUGGUAUAAUAAAGGAUACGAAGCUGAAUUUGGU
Trifolium pratense (red clover) is the source of this 600-nucleotide messenger RNA. Its product is annotated as subtilisin-like protease SBT3.7. The record is from RefSeq and is a predicted model, not a curated record. Gene Ontology annotation, molecular function: serine-type endopeptidase activity. The coding region runs from base 96 to 437 and encodes 113 amino acids. NCBI's taxonomy places the organism in Eukaryota, Viridiplantae, Streptophyta, Magnoliopsida, Fabales, Fabaceae. The transcript has 2 exons. Gene Ontology annotation, biological process: proteolysis.